UCGAGACACCGUGUUCCCAACAUUUGUCCAGUGCAGGUCAUCUAGCUGCACAGUGGGCAGCACUGCCUCGUGUCUCUCUCACAGCACUGACAUGUAAGUGGAGUUUGACAUUACUAGUUUAAUUCCUCAUGCACCGGCUGAUACUGAAGCACCUGAGUAUACUCUUGGCCUCUACUCUGCAGGUUUGCUUCCUCUGAUGGAUCCUGGAUGAUUUGAAGAUCAGUUGACUGACUGCGCAAAAGCUGAACUGGACACUACCCACUGGAGAAUGCAUUUAGAAAUAUAACAUGGACAAAAUGUUUUGUGCUUUUUGUUUUGCUUCUGAAUGGGUCAUUCUAAUCAGUUCAUCAUCCUAUGAGCCUUAAUCAGUGUCUGAGCGCUGUCUCCAAUGUCAGCUGUUUGACUGACAGAGACAUGUCCAAUGACAGCUGUAACCUCCCUCUGAACACAGACACUUUGGGGCUGACCUGUAUCUAUGGCGUCAUCUUCUCUUUGGGUCUCCCCAGUAACCUGCUGUCCCUCUGGGGACUGUACCACCUGGGCCGCUCAGGCACUGGAGGCUGUCAGCUGGUUUACAUCCUCAACCUGCUGCUGUCUGACCUCCUCCAGCUGCUCACUCUGCCUCUGUGGAUCCUUUACCUUCAAGGUGGGCAUCGCUGGCCCUACGGACAGUUAACCUGUGAGCUGGUCGGAUAUGUGUUUUAUGUAAACGUCUACGCCAGCGUCAUGUUCCUCUGCCUGAUCGCACUGGACCGCUGCCUGGCCAUUGUGUACCCGCUGAGCAGCCGCCGGGUGCGGACCGUCAGGGUGGCAGCAGUGAUGGGCUCAGCCGUGUGGACUCUCACAUUCCUGUUCUGUCUGUGCGGGCUGCUGCCGUCUGUGUUUGACUCCGACAGACUUCUGUGUCUGGAACAGUACCCCGUCAGCCCCAGAUAUGCUCACUUCAAGAUCACCACAGUGGCCCUAGGCUUCCUGCUGCCAUGUAGCAUACUGGGUUACACGUCCGCCCACAUCGGGGUGACACUCAGACGAUCUCCUUCGCUCUCUGACCAUGAACGCCAUAAAAUUGUUGGCAUCCUGGUUGUCAUCACCAUAAACUUCAUUGCUGUGUUUGGGCCGUACCAUCUGGUCGGUGGAUACAGGUUUGUGUCUUUGCUUCUGACGGAUAAGCCGUGCGGAUUGGAGCGUUCCAUUUUCCUGGUCUACCGUCUGUGCUACGGUCUGACCAGCCUCAACACUCUGCUGGAUCCUCUCUUCUACAUCUUCCUGUGCCCGGACGCCCGACUAGAGCUGCAGAGGUCACUGCCUUGUUUAGGAAGAGGCCACAACACCCACAAAACAAUGACACUCAGCCCCAGAGCCCACCGUGUCACACAGAGGCAGAAUGAAACAGGACAUAAUAAUCUCCUAGCCAUAUAAACUGGAUUUAACCACAGAUAAAACCACUGCUGUUUUAUAUCAAAGCAAUUGUGCCACCCAGAGGAAGUGCACGUGUCACUAUUUUAUGACUUAAAUGAACUCUGAACCUCAAAUUCCUCAAAUUCAGUGUUAUUUUAACCCAGAAAGACCCAGUGCACCUUUAGUGGCAGUUCCCAAAUGAAUUUUUUACUAUUUCUACCUUUCUUAACUAAUUUAUCACCCCUUUUUUUUUUUUUUUUUUUUUUUUACAAUAUCCUCCUGAGACCCAGCAAUGCAUUUUUGUCGUCUGUAUGGGACAAGGGUUUCACACCUUUAGAAAAAAAAAAAAAA
Sphaeramia orbicularis (orbiculate cardinalfish) is the source of this 1749-nucleotide messenger RNA. RefSeq names its product G-protein coupled receptor 4. Gene Ontology annotation, biological process: G protein-coupled receptor signaling pathway. Bases 355 to 1419 code for a protein of 354 amino acids. The record is from RefSeq and is a predicted model, not a curated record. NCBI's taxonomy places the organism in Eukaryota, Metazoa, Chordata, Actinopteri, Kurtiformes, Apogonidae. The transcript is spliced from 2 exons. Gene Ontology annotation, cellular component: membrane. Gene Ontology annotation, molecular function: G protein-coupled receptor activity.